CAGAGACGAGAGAAGGAGAGGGAGAGACAGAGAGAACUGGAAAGAGAGAGUGAGGCCGCGAGACAAAAAGAGGAUCUUCGGAGGGAAUUUGAAGGACUUGAAGAGAAGGUGAGACAAAGAGACAUUGAACGACAACAAGAACAAGAGAGACAAGCGGAGGAGGAAAAGAGACAGAAAGAACUAGAAAGAGAGAGGGAGGACGCAAGACAAAAAGAGGAAAUUCAGAAAGAACUAGUAAGACAGAACAAGAUUGGCAGAAAGGCCAAACAGGAGAUGGAGGAUGCAAAAGAAAAAGAAGCACUGAAAAGGAAAGUUGAAGAACUUGACCAGAUAGAGAGACUGAAAGAGACUAAAAGACAGCAAGAACAGGAGAGACAGGAGGAGGAAGGGAGACAGAAAGAACUAAAAAGAGAGAGGGAGGAGGAGAGACACAAAGCAGACAUGCAGAGGGAACUUGACAAAAAGGGAGAAAUCCAAGAAGAGCAGCGGACUGAAGCAGAGGACCACAGACUUGCCAUGAAGACAGAGCAACAACAAGUGGUCACUGAGGAAAGAAGGGGUGAGGUUGGAGAAAUGGAUCAAAUGGAGCAAGACAGUGAGCAGGAAAGGAAAAGGCUCGAGACGGAAAGCCAAGAGGAGGGAAGAAAAAGAGAGAUGGAAAUAAAAAUGGAGGAGAGGAGGCAGAGAGAAGAGCAUAGAAAAGCCAUGGAGCUGAGAUGGAGACAAAAAGGAGACAGGAGAUGGAAAGAGAAAGAAUUGAAGAGACAGAAAGAGCUUGAGAAAAAGUCAGAGGAAGAGGUCAAACAACAUGAGGAGAAAGGAGACAAGGAGAAAGAGUGGAUGGAGGCGGAAAUGGAGAGACUAAAAGAGAGGGACAAAACCCAGUUGGCCAGGUUAUAUAAAAUGAGAGAAAAAGCUGCAGAUAACUUUUGGCUCCAAACAACAUUGGACAAGCAAAUAGAGUUGGUUAAAGAUAGGGAGAGAAUUAUGAGAGAGGAUGCAAAAAUGAAAGAAUCAGAGAAGAGAUGGGAGGAGGAGGAAAGACAACGGCAGGAAUGCGGACAAGAGUCCGAUGAGGCAAGACGACAGUGGCAGGAGAAGCAUAGACUAGCAGUCAUGAGGAGAAAGAGAAUAGGAGAGCCAUCGAGGAAAGGAGUCAGUACAGGAGAGAAGAGGAGCAAAGAAUAAAAGAGAUGGAACUAGAAAUGAAAAGGCAAGAGAAACUCAAGGAGGAGAAAAUAGCAGAUACCAAGGAGGAUUGCACAGUCGUAAAGAAGGACGAUGCAGAAAUGAAACGCAAAAGCAGAGAGAAGGUUAAGAAUGCGUGGGGGCCAGAGAAGGAAGUGACAGAGAAGGAAGUGUCAGAGAAGGAAGUGACAGAAAAGGAAGUGACAGAGAAGGAAGGGUCAGAGAAGGAAGUGACAGAGACUGAAGAGUCAGAUAAGGAAGAGUCAGAGACGGAUGAGUCAGAUAAGGCACAGUCAGAGACAAGUAAGAAAUGUUUUUGUGAUGUGAAAGUGUACUAUAUAAUGAUGUCAGAAUGAUUUAAUUGAGACACUGUUGUAGGCUUGACAAUCGUUAUUCUGUGUGCUCUAAACCACGUUGAAGUAUUUAAUGCUUGUCUCUUGUAAACAGACAAGGAGAAGAAACGUGGUUUCUGGAGACAGUUCUGGCAGAAAGUAAAACCAAAAAAGAAGGCAACAAAAGAGGA
Molecule: messenger RNA, 1711 nt
Organism: Hypomesus transpacificus
Lineage: Eukaryota; Metazoa; Chordata; Actinopteri; Osmeriformes; Osmeridae
Product: golgin subfamily A member 6-like protein 22
Exons: 2
Coding region: 274-1188 (304 amino acids)
Source: RefSeq, a predicted model, not a curated record